Molecule: messenger RNA, 620 nt
Organism: Fusarium redolens
Lineage: Eukaryota; Fungi; Ascomycota; Sordariomycetes; Hypocreales; Nectriaceae
Product: cytochrome oxidase c subunit VIb-domain-containing protein
Exons: 1
Coding region: 136-540 (134 amino acids)
Biological process (GO): mitochondrial respiratory chain complex IV assembly
Cellular component (GO): mitochondrion; mitochondrial intermembrane space; respiratory chain complex IV
Source: RefSeq, a predicted model, not a curated record
CCUUUAGACUAAGGUAGAGAGAGAUACAGCUCAUGAGAUUUUGUACCCGUGUGUCCCACCCGCAUCAGCAUCACGAAUCGAACGGACGAACCCUCUCACAUAAUAACCACUAAAAAAUACAAACACAAAUACAAAAUGGGUUUCUGGCCAUUCUCAAGCGACUCCCGCGCCGACGCCAUUCGAUCCGGCGACGCGAUACCAAACCGUCAAGAGCGCAAGAUCUGCUGGGCCGCCCGCGAUGCCUACUUCAACUGUCUAGACGCCCACAACAUCGUCGACGCCACCAAAGAUCCAUCAGCGACCAAGAAAGCUUGUCCAGUUGAGACGGCGGAUUUCGAGCGGGACUGUGCAGCUGCUUGGGUCAAGUACUUCAAGCAGUGGAGGGUUGCGGAUAUCCAGAAGAAGCGACGCCUGGAUGAGUUGAGAGCACAAGGUGCGCAGGAGAUGACGGUUACGACAAGUUUUGCGCCAGAGGGUGGUGCUGGGGAGAAGGGGAAGGGUGUAGGUGAUAUUCAGGCCAUGUUGGAUAAGAAGAAGUAAAGCAAUUGGGGGAAUAAGAUGAUGGAUGAGACGACGGACACGGAAAAGGCUUCACAAAAGGCCAUUGCUUGUUAUACACA